Naegleria lovaniensis is the source of this 2184-nucleotide messenger RNA. RefSeq lists its product as uncharacterized. The transcript is spliced from 3 exons. Lineage: Eukaryota; Heterolobosea; Eutetramitea; Acrasida; Naegleriidae. The record is from RefSeq and is a predicted model, not a curated record. The coding region runs from base 1 to 2184 and encodes 727 amino acids.
AUGGGCAAAGACAAAACAAAGUGGAACACGUUUGAUCGUUUUUGCGAAAUACUCGCAACCACAUUACCUAUUUGUUCAAAUGAGCUCUAUUCUCAUGGAAUGACAAAUUCAAAAGCAGCAAGCAAAGUUUUCAAGAAGCUCCAAUUAGAAACAAAAAAAAAUACAAAUUUCACAUUUCCUACUGCUAAAGGUUCAAGAAAAUACAAAGAUGGUUUACCAGCAACAUGCAACGCCCCAAAAGAUGACAAACGUGUGAAAGAUUUUUUUGAUACUUUCAUUCAAGAAAACAAGAAAUGGAUUGUUAACGAGAUUGAAAAAGAGAUUUCUGCUCACUCCAACAAAAAACAAUCAUUGGCUUCACAAAUUCAAGGUGACAGUAGUGACAGCGAAUCAGAACAUUCAGAUCCGGAUGAUGAGAAAGAUGAUUUGGAUUGGAUUGAUGAUAAUGGCAACGAUUUGCAGGAAGUUAUGUAUAAAGAAGCGCAAGAUAAAUAUAUUUUCAAAUUGGAUCAGUUAAAGAAGCAAAUUUUUAUUAACGCUAAACAAGACUGUGAUACUAAUGAUAAGGAUAUGCAAAAUUCGACAAAGUUUUUAAAAACUAUGAAAGACAUGGAAGAAAAUAAUUCAAAAGUUAUUGCAGAUCAAUUAUUGAAAAUUCAGAAAGAAAAGGAGGAGUUGCUUGAGAGAUUUAAAAAACAAGAAGAAGAUAUUGCUAAACAAGAGGAACAGUAUGUAAAACCUUUGACCAAAUUGGUGAAUGAAGUUGCAAAAUUGAUUGAGGUAAAGAAAGAGAAGAUUAGACAAAAAGAGGAAGAGGAGAAAAAUCAAAUAGAAGCAAAUUAUCAGACACUAUCAAAUUUUGAAACCUCACCAGAAAUAUUUGCCAAUAUUCUCAUUGUGGAAGAAGACGCGUUAUCUCAUUUCUUGAUUGUAAAACGGUCCAACCUCGUAAAAGGAAUCACUCUUAUUGCUGAUAUUGGACAUGAAAGUGUGGAUAUUUGUGUUGAAGAGAGGACUGAAAAAGAGACCAAGGUUAUUUAUAGAAAUGGAGAAUUCACUGGCUUAAGAAGUAUCCAUGAUAUUAUUAAGAAAAAGUUUCCCAAAGAAAAUUCUUUUAAGAUCAUGGAAAAGUUUUUCUUGGAAAGUGAAAUAAUUAACCUGCCACUUGCGAAACCUCAACCAAUUUUCCCACUACUUGAAGAUUGUAAAACAGAAAUAGUGAACGCAAUCAAAUCCAUAGUAAUGUCCAUAGGUUUAACAGCUGCUUAUUGUUGCGUACAGGAGAUUCAUGUGAUUGGUGCUGUAACAAGUUCCCCUUUUUUUAUGUAUCACAUUACUCAAGAAUUAAGUGAAGCGAAAGUGAAUGAAACUCUCGACCGUUUACGGUUACAUCUGAAGGAUGAUUAUCAGAACAUGAGAUUCUGUGGUUGUCGUUUUUAUUUUAAUCCCUUAGACCGAAGUCCAUUAUUAGAGGGCAUGUUAUACAUGAUCAACACAGCUCUGAAAUUGGAGAAACCUGUGUCGUUCUGCUUUGAACAAGCUAUACCGAAAGAAAAUAAGCCUCAAUAUGUCCUUGGAUUUUUGGAUAUAGAUGAUAAUGGUCAGUAUGGACUGAACGUUCAGAAAGAUUGGAACAGUUUAUUUCUCACAUUUGAUUUUGAACUUGCAAUUUUGGGUCUAUUUCCAAUCGUUGACCUGAAGAAAAUUGGACGCAUAACCCAAAACAACUUCCAUCAAUGGGGGAUCUUUUCGUUUGAAAGAUUCGGAACUGUGUUUGCCGAAGUGGACCCGUCUUUCGAAACUACAAAACGAAAGUUCUUAAUCUCUGGUGAAGUGCAAAAGGACACAGUGACCAUUGAAAUAAUUUUUAGUGGUUUGGGUGGUUAUCGACAAUGUGAACUUGAGAUUGGAAGAAACGGGCGUAUGGAGCGGGUUUCUAUUAGUGACGUUCCCAAGGUUGUACUUGCAACAAAAGAAAAAGAUUUCAAAACGUGGUACGGUAGUCAUUACAAGAUCUCAAUCACAAUUUCAGAGAAAAAUUCAUUCCUACUCUCCAGCAACCAAAGAACGCUCAAAGAGGAAAAAUUCGGAGAUGACUUUGAAAGAAUUCGUAUUCGUAAAGAUAGUAAUCACCGUGCCAUAGUGAAAAAGAUAGUAAAUUAUACAAUAAAAAAGAGAAAAUAA